CAUACGGCUUCAUGAACGGCCAUUUACGCCGCCGCACUAUUGGUCCCAACUUACAAUACCCUGGCCCAGCUGCUAGAGAAACUAUGGCUUCGAGCAACUAAAUGCUUGCGAUUUUGACUAGACUUUAACGUCAGCCUCCGAUUCCACGACUUCUCCUCUUGGACACCAGCCUUUCACAGGCGGCCGAACAAGACUAUUGUUCUACAUUCCCAUUGCGGCCUUUAAUUUAUAUUAUUGAAUGAGACGUGUUAUAUUUUUUCUUGGAUGAGUGAGUGAGAAUUACAGGGGAAGAAUGGCCUUCGCGAUUGAUGAUGAUGAUAGAGCGUCCGGAGCCAGCUCGGAUAACGACCAAGAUGAAUUGAUGGAGGAUAUUGGGUCGCCUGCGAUUGACGACAUGGAGGCGGAUGUAGAUGGCGACGGGGAUGCGCUAGGCGAACAGGAAGACGAGGACGAGGACGACGAUAAUGAUGAUGAUGAUCAAGAAGAGACGCAAGACCAACGCCAGGAAUCACCAAAGUUACUGCAAUCGCAGCCGGAACAAGCCAGCCUUCCCAAUACAGACGAGAGCUCAGACGACCUACCCAAUGGACAAUUAUAUACAAACGGGGCAACAGACCCAACUUCACAUGUGCGGUCAAGUGAGAUCCCGGCCACUGGUUCUCCGAGGCGGACAUCGAUACCGCCGUUACCAAACCUACGCCCGUCUAUCCGCCCUGAAGCGCUCACAGCAUCUCUCUAUGACAUUGUCCCAACAAUGGCAGCCCCACAAGCCACCUCGAUCAACGCGAUUACGGCCACUCCGGAUAUGCGCUAUUGGUUUAGUGGAGGUUCUGACUGCUACGUUAGGAAAUAUGAUGGGGCUGCCACUGUCAACGGGAAGACGCUUUUGACAGUCGCACAGCGUCACCCGUUUGUGGACACAGUGACAAAGGCAGGCGUACUCAUGAGCUAUUGGGAGAACGAAGAGCCUAUCUCGAAACCAGGCGACGAACCAGCAUUGUCACCAGUAUACUCUCUGGCCGUCCAAUCAGAAGCUCUCUGGCUGCUGUCUGGCCUCGAAUCGGGGUGCAUUAAUCUGCAGUCUGUGCGGCAUGACGAGGGAAAGAGAAUAGCAUUCCUCCAGAAGCACACGUCUGCCGUAUCGGUAUUAAGUCUUUCGUCGGACGAGAAAUCUGUUCUAUCGGGAAGCUGGGAUAAGAAUAUCUUGGACUGGGACCUGAAUACAGGGCAAGCCAGGCGAGCUUUUACUGGGAGCGGCGGUCAAAUCUCAGCAAUCGAAAUCCGCCCUGCAUCCAGUCUGCCAGUUCCCGAAGAGUCUGGCGAGCCUGUUGCAUUCAGUUCAACAUUCUCCAGUAACAAUGCCGAUAAGCCCACAACAAACGGUUUCAUACCAAAUGGCGUGGUUACGAAUGGAGCUACCAUUGCCAUUGAUGGCCAAGGGGACGCGGCUGGUUCGCCGGUUGAGACGAACUCACUCUUUGGCGAUACGGAUUCAUUAUUCGGUGAUGGUGACGCAGGUGGUGCGCCGUCGGGAGGAAACUUUGCAGCAGACGACGAUGAUGAGUUUAGCAAGGCCAUUGGAGGUAUUGACCAGCAGGAUCAACAUGAUCAACUUGUCAGUCAAGCUGGUACGGCGAUGGAAGACGCGGCAAGACCUGGAGGAGACCAAAGUUCAGUGCCACCUCCCCCAGCUGAGGCUGAACCGGAGUCGUUUGCUAUAGAACCGCUAAAAGAAGAGCAACCUGCCAGCCCUCGUCAACUUACCAAUGGUCUGCCACAUGCGGAAGAACUAGUCGAAGCUGCAGAAACCUCUGAAGCCGUGCCAUCAACCCAGGAUGCUGUUGCCACAUCGGAUUCAACUUUUCUGGCUGCUGCCAUCGACGGCACUCUACGGGUUUGGGAUCGACGAAUGCCAAACCCAGUUGCGAAGAUCCCGAACAGACAAGGUGUGCCACCAUGGUGCAUGGCUGCAUGCUGGAGUCCAGAUGGGAAUUAUAUAUACGCAGGAAGGAGAAACGGGACAGUGGAAGAGUUUAGCUUACACAAAGGCCUCAAAGGCCCGGAAAGGACAUUCAAGUUUCCCGCUGGUAGUGGAGCUGUUAGUGCCGUUAGAGCGAUGCCUAAUGGAAGGCAUCUGAUAUGCGCGUCUCAUGAUAUUUUGAGAUUGUACGACUUAAAGCAAACAGAAGCGGUCAAGCAUUCUACAGUUCCGUUCCUAAUUGUUCCUGGGCCCCCAAGGGCAGGCGUUAUUAGCGCACUGCACAUAGACCCUACAUGUAGGUAUAUGCUGUCUACCGCUGGAAACAGAGGGUGGGACGGGAGUUCUACGGAGGUGUUAAUAGGCUACGAAAUCGGCAUUGUCCGUUGAUCUUCUGACGUCGGAAUUGUUUGGUUGUCAACAGGCCCUAAGCUCUUCUGAGGAAGAUCGUGGACAUUGAAGAGGGCAUUACCGCGCGGGAGUUAUUCGAAAAAGGGGGGCAUGAUGGAGUAGGGGUAUGCAUCUGCGGCAUUUUGAGCGGUCAUCGUACGGUCCAAUAGUCAACUGGCUACCUUGGGAGGCUGUUGAUGGUGUUAAGUGCGUUCGAGUAGUCCCCAGGAACAUCUGGGGACCUGGGUUGCUGCUUAUUUUUGGCCUUGGCCCCAGUCAUGUUCAUACUACGGGGUAGAGUUAAAUAUAUCUGAACAUAGAGGCACGAUUGGGGAGAGAGUAAUUAGUCAGUUGUGUAUAAGUAGGAUACCCAGAACGUCACAGUACGUUCUUAUAUUACCCAUGUUCAUGAGAG
Pseudogymnoascus destructans is the source of this 2783-nucleotide messenger RNA. It is a transcript of the gene SPT8, whose product is annotated as transcription factor, putative member of histone acetyltransferase SAGA complex. NCBI's taxonomy places the organism in Eukaryota, Fungi, Ascomycota, Leotiomycetes, Thelebolales, Thelebolaceae. Gene Ontology annotation, molecular function: protein binding. Bases 293 to 2368 code for a protein of 691 amino acids. The transcript is spliced from 3 exons. The record is from RefSeq and is a predicted model, not a curated record.